Messenger RNA from Penicillium angulare, 1953 nucleotides. Its product is annotated as putative chromatin assembly factor 1 subunit A. Bases 1 to 1953 code for a protein of 650 amino acids. The transcript is spliced from 3 exons. NCBI's taxonomy places the organism in Eukaryota, Fungi, Ascomycota, Eurotiomycetes, Eurotiales, Aspergillaceae. The record is from RefSeq and is a predicted model, not a curated record. Gene Ontology annotation, cellular component: CAF-1 complex; nucleus. Gene Ontology annotation, biological process: nucleosome assembly.
AUGAGUCUUUCACCAUUACCACCGACCCCAUCCUUCCCUUCAUCACCCUCUUCCAGUACCCGAAAACGAUCAAUCCACGAAGUCGACGAUGCUGCAUUGCCCUCCGUUGGCCCAAAGAGGGCAUUGACGACAUUCACUGGAGAGAAUCAAGAGAACCACGAUCCCACAUCCCAGAUAAAUAUAGAGAAGAGCCCAUCGCAAGACUCACAAGACACAAAGCCCACUUCAGGCAAUUUGAAUCCCCAGGUUGUGAUUCCGUUCAAAAAUAUUGGACCAGUAUUGGCACCCACCCAUGGUGACUCCACUGUUAAUAAUACCGGCGGGGAAACACCUCAAGGAUCACCUGUGAAGGUUGAUAUGGCCGCGAAAAAGCGUAAGCUUUCGCCAAAUUCAAAAGACUUUAAACAGCAAGAAAAGGAGCUUAAGGAGCGUCAACGGCUAGAAGAGAAGGCCAAGAAGGACGAGGAGAAGAAGAAGCGCGAUGCGGAGCGAGAAGAAGAAAAAAGGUUAAAGGAGGAAGAAAAGAAGAAGCGGGAGGCCGAGCGUGAGGAGAAGAAAAAGGCCAAGGAGGAAGAGAGGAAGGCCAAGGAGGAAGAGAAGAAGGCUAAGGAGGAAGAGAAGAAGGCUAAGGAGGAGGAGAGGAAGGCCAAAGAAGAGGAGAAGGCCGCGAAAGAAGCAGCGAAGGAAGAGGCAAAGCUUAAGAAAGAAAGAGCACAACCUAAGCUUAACUCGUUCUUCGCGAAACCUCAACUCCCCCCUUCACCCGCAAAUAUCCCAGCAUCCCCCAAUAAAGCUGCUUCCAAGGUCGAUGAAGCUUCAACCGCCUCUCAACCAACCCAAUCCGACUACGCCAAAACAUUUCCUGAAUUCUUCUUACAAUCACAUACUGUUGUUGCUCCUCCGCAUCGAUUUGAGCGCGACGCCGAUGCGUUAACACAUGUACGACACACAAUUGAUAUAUCUUUGAACUCCGGAGACCAUACAUCCCAGCCGCAGCCACUCCGUCCAUCACAAAUAUUUCAUAUAAUUCCUUAUCGUCGAAAACGCGGCCGCAUUGUCAACUCCGUCAAAGAAAUCCUACUACGAAUGCAAUCUUUGAGCGAUGUCGCCAACCAGCCAGGGAAUAAAGUUAGUAGUGAAGCAGUGAAGGAGCCCCUCGAUCAGCUAAGCCGGAUCACCAUUAAAUCACUGAAGUUUGGCGAGGACAUUCGUCCCGCCUAUCAAGGCACAUUUACAAGAGCGGUACCUGAGGACAUCGCGAAGAAAGUUUGUCGCAACCCAUACCGUCGUGGAAUACCCGAAAUCAAUUACGAUUAUGAUUCUGAAGCCGAAUGGGAAGAGCCAGAAGAGGGCGAGGACUUAGAUUCAGAAGAGGAAGAGGAAGCAAGCGACGAAGACGAGGAUGAGAUGGACGGAUUCUUGGAUGACGAGGAUGAUGCGUUGGCGGGAGGCAAGCGGCGUUUGAUUGUCGGUGACCUCGAACCGAACUGCAGUGGGAUCCAGUGGGCUGGGGACGGUGUUGAUGAGGAAUUAAAAACGUAUCAGAUUGAAACGAUCUCUGAUGCUGUACAGUUCCCCAUCGACCCUUUCUCAACUGUGUACUGGCAAAAACCCCGCACUGCAGAACAAGCCUUGCAGAAAGCACGGGCAACGCAGAAGCCGGGUAGUUCUCUUGAUAUGUUCCGGGUUCCUCCUGGUCCUGAUGCAGGCGUGACCAGCAAUGGCCUCCCGCCGCCGCCACCUACAUCUAAGGCCCGCCGACCGUUUCCACCCGAACAGUUGACGGAAUUCAAGGAAGUGGUUGAGGGUAGUGACUUGAGUAAGAUUGGAGUGGUUGAGAUCUUGAAGAAACGAUUCCCUAAGGUGUCUAAAGAUACAUUGAAGGCCACGUUAGAUCAGGUUGCUGUACGUGUGGGUCAAAAGGAAGCCGAUAAGAAAUGGGUGUGUCGGUGA